AUGGCACACAUCCCGGACCUCGUCCGUGAUAACAAGCUCGAGACGAGCUUUGACGACAAGUUCACGAUCCAUUAUUACGACGACUCGGAUGGCGAGGAGCACAGGCGGCCCAACCAGCGCUCUGUACACUGGGAAGAGGCUGGGCCGCUGGCGAGCGGCGGCUUCGGUGAGGUCUCGCUCCAGCGCUGCGUCGACGGGAACCGUGGCCAGACGUUGCGCGCCGUCAAAAAGAUUGCCCGGCCACAAACCAGGCACUUCGACUACGUGACCGAGCUCGAGGUUAUCGCCAAGUUCUCCCACAGGCGAUACUCCAAGUGUUUCGUUAAGCUCCUAGGAUGA
Messenger RNA from Lasiosphaeria miniovina, 339 nucleotides. RefSeq lists its product as uncharacterized. The coding region runs from base 1 to 339 and encodes 112 amino acids. Lineage: Eukaryota; Fungi; Ascomycota; Sordariomycetes; Sordariales; Lasiosphaeriaceae. The transcript has 2 exons. The record is from RefSeq and is a predicted model, not a curated record.